AUGGCCGCCAUAUCUCUAUCUCCCACGCCUGCUCCCAUCGCGGCCAUGUCCUCGAGGCGGGUGCCUCUGACGAGUAACCCCAAUGUCGCCAACUCUCCAUUACGAGGACCUGCUUCCCUACAUGCAUAUGCAAAGCAAAAGAGGUCUUACGCCAAUAUCCAACGCGAGGAAGCAUAUGGUCAGCCCCCUCCUGUCAAGAAGCAGGUCCUGGAAGAUGGUACUCAGCGUGCUGUUCGUUCUCCCCCCAAGGCAUCCCGUACCCAAGUUGUAGUACAACGCUCCAGCACGCGUCCAGUUGCAAAGGAUCGUACUACGAGGACUACUCAAGCAUCUGGCAGAACUGUACAGGAUGUUGAUACGGAGAAGGAGGUGUGGAAAAAGCACCACAGGGCUAAAUUCCCAAAGAUGGUGUUUUAUUUCGAGAGCAUACCUGAUGAUAUUAGAGCGAAGCUGACCAAGCGAGUCAACUAUCUCGGUGCACGUCAAGAGCCAUUCUUUUCCAUCGAUAUCACCCACGUUGUCACGACGCGUUCGAUUCCACCCGAGAAGUCCGGAACUCAACAUGAGGAACCUCUGGAACAAGAACAGCAGGAGCCAGAAGAGCAGCCACAAACUAUCAAUCCAUCUCUGUUAGAUCGAAAGACAGCGGCCGGUCGUCGAAAGCUUCUGUUCGACUUUCGACAGACGCAGAUCCCAUCUCAGCAAGCUGAUGACCCUACAAGGCGGACCAAAGGCACCCGCAACAAUGAUGUUCUUCACAAAGCUCGAGAGAUGGGCAAGAAGAUCUGGUCGUUGGACAAGUUUCAAAACAUGCUGGCCGUUCUCUUAGAAUCAGAGACCAGGGGUGCGACUUACGCAUCCGGAACCACCAGUGUCAGGAGUCAAUACGGCGUAACAAAGGGCUCACACGAACCUAAUUUGCUUCAGCUAUUGCACAAUGAGCGUCUCAACGGCCCUUCAGAUCGCGAUCCGACGGCAGUGAAUCGAGAGUUGGUUUACUUCAAGGGCCCCUACAUCUAUGUGUGGGAUAUGGAUGACAAGUACAAGCCUAUUAUGGUUCGCGAGUACGCAAAGGCUGUCAACAAGCAAGACGGUGAAUGGCCCCAAUUUCGAAGCGUUGGCAAUGGACGCUGCCCGUUUGUUGAAGAAAUUGAAAUUCCUGAAAAGGAACAGCGCCGCAACCGUGAGCGAGAGAAGGAUGCUCGGCUUGCUAAGAGAGAGGAUCCUGUCCCGAUUCUGAAGCCACCAGAGAUUCCCAUACCGAAGCCAGUUACUGGAAAGCGAACCUUGACAGAGAUGGAAGACGGCCAGAAUCGCGUAAGAACGGGUCUGGCGAUGGAUGUCUUUAACCCUGCCAAAGCAGUUCUCUCCAAGCAAACCGAGUUAAAGUCGCAGAAUGCCUUUACUAGUCGUGCUGAAGGCACCAGAUUGUUUGCAGGCGAGCCGGUGGCUUCAGGAAUGCAGCCAUCCAAUGUUACGUCAGCCAUUCGCUCUCAGAUGAUUUCAUCCACAUCUGGCAUAAAUGGUAGCAAAGCUGGAACUAGUAAAGAGGUUCAUGGCCUUCAGAGAAAGGUGCUCCAGAAAGCCAACCCGGCUUCUCAUGAUGUUAGUUCUCGCCGUUUUGCGGAGGUUUCGAUGGACGUUGCAUCUAGUCGGUCAACAACCAUGAGUCGACAAACAUCCAAGGCAGUUCAGCCUCACGAUGAUGAAUCGCAAAGGACAGAGUGCAGGGAGAAAAAGUCAAACUCGCAAUCUCUUAAAAGCAAGCGAGAUUUGAAACCUGGCUAUUGUGAGAAUUGUCAGGAUAAGUUCCCAGAUUUUGAUGAGCACAUCUUGUCUCGGAAACACCGCAAAUUUGCUGAAAAUGAUGAUAACUGGACCGAGCUAGAUUUGUUGCUCGAGCAAUUAAAACGUAUGCCAAAAUACGCUGGCGCCGAGUCCGACAACGACGAUAAUGGAUGGUAA
This is a messenger RNA of Metarhizium acridum CQMa 102, 1965 nucleotides long. RefSeq names its product Cdc7p-Dbf4p kinase complex regulatory subunit (gene DBF4). Gene Ontology annotation, biological process: positive regulation of nuclear cell cycle DNA replication; regulation of cell cycle phase transition. NCBI's taxonomy places the organism in Eukaryota, Fungi, Ascomycota, Sordariomycetes, Hypocreales, Clavicipitaceae. Gene Ontology annotation, molecular function: zinc ion binding; protein serine/threonine kinase activator activity; nucleic acid binding. Gene Ontology annotation, cellular component: Dbf4-dependent protein kinase complex. The record is from RefSeq and is a predicted model, not a curated record.